CUGCGGAUAGAGCUCACUUAUCAGUUUCUACACAAAACAAACAUUUCGAAACUUUAUGAUGCGGUGACGGCCGUGUGACAAGUGAUGCGUGUGGAAUUUACCAUAUGGUUUCAGAGGUGUGAGUGAGUCAGUCACAACAAUGAGUCAGACUGCUGAUGUUAAUGCAAAAAAAAAAGAAAAAAAGAAGAAGAAGAGCGGCUAAAAUUCCAUCCAUCAAAAAAGUGACUGUCUGCACUUGGACAAUGACACCAACUCUUCUAUUGUGGAUCUUCAUCCUAAAUGCCUCGCUCAAGCCCUCAGAGAGCCAUGGAAAUGGGUUCGAGGAGGUGAAGGACUACGAGGUGGUUCGACCCGUCAGACUUCACUCAGUCAGAAAACGACAAGCAGACGUAUAUUUUUCUGUUUCUCACAUUUUAGUUCCCUCAGACCAGAGACUAUUAAGUAUGCAAUGAAGGUGGGAGGAAAGCACCUUGAAAUGCAACUACAAAAAAAUGAUGAAUUACUCACCAAAGACUACACGGAAACAUACUACCAAGACGAUGGGACUGAAGUCACCAAAACCCCAAAUGACAUUGAUCACUGCUACUAUCACGGGAAGAUUGUCAACGACAGCAGGUCGUCUGCCAGCAUCAGCACUUGUGAUGGACUUAGGGGUUACUUCAGAACAUCUGCCCAGAGGUACCUGAUUGAGCCCCUGUCUGGCGAUGACGAGGGGGAUCACGCAGUGACGACUUUCAAUGAGACGAACUUCACACCUGCGGUUUGUGGCGUCACCAACACCAGCUGGAGUGACGACCUUGAACCCCCAACCGGCCGCAGCCGCUCCAGAUCAGCGGGAAAGUCUAUCGUCUACCAACAGAAAUACAUUGAGCUCUUCCUUGUUGCUGAUAACCGUGCGUAUGUGAAGAUGAAGCGUGAUCGGACAGAGCUGAGAAAGAGGAUAUUUGAAAUGGUCAACUUUGUCAACAUGGCCUAUAAACCCCUGAGGACCUUCAUUGCUCUGGUGGGGCUAGAGAUCUGGACCAACAAUGACUUGAUCUCUGUGACCCCCCCGGCCGGGGCCAAUCUGGACGCUUUCAUGAAGUGGAGGAACUCUGAUUUGGUCAAGAAGAAGAAGCAUGACAAUGCACAUCUUAUCAGUGGUAUUGACUUUGAAGGAUCAACUGUGGGGCUGGCUUUCAUUGGGACUCUUUGCACUGAUAACUCUGUUGGGGUCGUACAGGAUCACAAUGACCGCGCCAUUGCUGUGGGAGCUACACUGGCUCAUGAGAUGGGCCACAACCUGGGCAUGGACCACGAUGACUCCAGUGCCUGUGCUUGUUCUGGGGAUAGCUGCAUCAUGGCUGCAGCCCUCAGCUGGAACAUCCCUCGGACCUUCAGUAGCUGCAGCAGCAGCAACUAUGAAAGAUACCUGACGAGCCGCAGCCCCAGCUGUCUGCUGGACAAACCGGACUACAGCAGCUUGGAGACUCCUGCAGUCUGCGGGAACGGCUUCGUGGAGAAAGGAGAGCAGUGUGACUGUGGCACUGUGGAGGAGUGCACCAACCCAUGUUGCAACGCCACCACCUGCGCUCUGACAAAGGGGUCAGAGUGUGGUUACGGCGAGUGCUGUGAGGACUGUAAGAUCUCCUCUCGCUCCAGGGAGUGCCGCAGUAAGCAGGACGACUGCGAUCUGGCAGAGUACUGUGACGGGACGAGCUCCACCUGUCCUGAGGACAUGUUCGCUGUGAAUGGCCUCCCAUGUGAUAAAGGCCUGGGAUACUGCUACAACGGCCAGUGUCCGCAGAGGUCAAACCAGUGUGUCAGGCUGUAUGGAUCAAGUGCUAUAGAGGCGCAGUCGUACUGCUAUAACUACAACACCAGAGGAACCUACUACGCCUUCUGCUCACGUCCGUCAAACGACAAAUACGUCCCCUGCCAGCGAGAAGACAUCUUUUGUGGGAAGCUCUUCUGCCACAACGGUAAUGAAAACCCAAACUACGGCCGCAUGGUGAAGAUCAAUGACUGCAAGGCAGCUUUUUUUGGAGAAUACACUAAAGACUUCGGCCAGGUGGACACUGGGACUAUAUGUGGGAUGGGAAAGGUGUGCAGCCAGAAUCAGUGUGUGGAUCUUCACACAGCGUACAGAAACACAAACUGUUCUUCCAAAUGCCAAGGCAAUGCUGUGUGCAACCACAGAAGCGAGUGUCAGUGUGAACCUGGGUGGAUGCCUCCGUACUGCACUUCAAAGGAUGGAGCUUUCAAUUCCGUUUCUACUGGAACAGCUGUCGCCAUCUCACUGACAGUUAUACUAGUGGUUGUCGGGAUCAUCGCCGGUGUGGUGGGGUUGAUGUGGAAGAAACGACAAAGUCCCAUGUUGUCAACAGCGCACAACCAGAGGAAGCCGCCGGCGGUGAACAGGUCAGCUCCUGGUCAGCCCAGGCCGGCGCCACAGAUUGGAAGGCCCAAGCCCAAAGGACCUCCACCUCCACCACCUCCAGCAGGGAACAGACCUAAACCCCCGAGCCAGAACUACAUAGCUGCUCGCCAGGCUCUGAGGCCAACACCUCCACCGGUGGUCUGAUACCUAUAAGUAAACGUGGAGAGACUCACCUCUGUCCACUGUCCCAGGCAAGAGGCGACUGGCAAGUUUUUAUGAAAGGCUUCCUGUCCUGUUUCCUCUGCAGCUUCCUCACUGCAGCGCUGUGUGAAGAACUCGGUGUGUCUGUACCUGCAGACUGCCGGUGGGACAAACUGGACGCUAAAUCAUUACUAUGGCGACUGUGGACUUGUUAUUGCUGGAUGUACUUAUUGUUUUUAAGGCACUUUUUUAUGCUUAGGGUGAGAGUUAGUGCAGGGAGGAAACAGCUCUGACCCUGAAUUCGAGCCAUAUCAUUUUAUACAUGUUCUUUUAUUUGUAACAGGAAUGGUAUAGAUUAUUGCACAAGACUGGAUUUAUUUGUCAAACUGUAUUCAGCAGCUGCAGAGGUUUCAUAUUUUAUGUUGCUUGUUUUAAAAAAUGUUUUGAAUGAAUUGUUUUGACAGAUUUUGACGUGAUGGUCUAAAAUUUCUGGUCCAUUUCUGGUUAUGUAAUAGAAAAUGCUAAUUUAGAUGACAGUCAGAAACACUGAUUACCCAGCCACUCCAAAGCUUUUAUAGCAUGCUACCUGCAGCAUUUUUAGUCCAAUCUCAAGCAAGUUUUUCAAUGAAAAUGUUGUAAAAUGAGGAAAUAAAAGAGAUGAAUAGGAAAGUGUAGGUGAUUUUUAGUCAUGUGUUCGUGUGUCUCUGCUGAGCGCCCACAGACCCUCCUGUAAAUGUUUAUUAAAAACAGGCCCGAUUAAGUUUAUAUUCGCUAAGUUAGUCAUCAUGACUCUUGUGUUGUGUUGUGUUGUGUUGUGUUGUGUUGUGUUGUGAGGGGGAUUCACUCACUGUAGGUUGGGUUGUUUCUCUUUGUCAUCUCUAAUUUGUUUUAUGUAAAUAGAUUUUUUUACGAAGAAACUUUGUUAUGCUGCUGCUUCUCUAAAAGGAGUUCACUGUGUGAACAUGAACAUAACGUGAAAAAAAUUAUAUGAGCUAAAUAUCCAGGUUUCACAUUUAGUACUCAGUGAAAAUAUGAUGGUGUUUUUCUGUGCUGCAAGGCUAAAGCAGCAGAAAUGUUGUAGCAUUACUAACCACAAUCUUGUGAACAGUGACAGGACAACAAGCAGCCAGAUAUCAUAUUAUUAUAAAUGUUCCAAUUAAACAAAUAUCUGAAAAACAGAACAAUAUGUUCUUGUGUUGUGUGAAAGGAUCCAGGUGGUAAUAAUCUUGAUGUUAGAAAGUCUAUGACUGAAUAAAUAUCACUCUGCUCAGUUUUGGAUGUGUCAUUGAAAAAGUUUGUAAAUGAUGAGUCAAUGUAAAUUAAUACUGAGGAAUAAAUGUGUAUUUUAUACAAAUGCUGCAAAUGGAUUGUGUGGAAAAAAAAGACAAACUGAUGCUAGACGUGAAAACCACUUAUCUCAAAGCUGCAUCUUUUUUCUUUUUUUUUUUAAUAUAUAUAUUUUGGCCUCUUGGGGGCAGCAGAACAAGCUGUAAACACAACAUUAACAUUGCAGUAUUAUCACUUUUGUAAAGAAGUUACAAAAUUCAGAGAACUUUGUUUGGAGCCACUGAAAUCCUGAAUUUCCUGAUGCAAAUUUAAGUGAAAUAACAAGAAACAACAUCCAAGAUGAGUCCAAAAAGGAAGGAAAAGGGGGGGGGAGACACUGUAUUUGAAUUUUAUUAUUUUCUUUCAAGUGCUACAGCUACGUAAAAGAUUUCAUGGCCUCGCCUGACAAGUACGGUACAUUUGUUUUCACCCCUUUUUACAGCUAUUUUAAGAUUUACAUUUUGCAAAAUGUGUAUAGGACCUGACAGGAGGUCAGUAUAUUGUAUGGCUCAGCCAAUGAAGUCUGACCUUUAAAACAAACUUUUAGCAUCACAGUUAUGAAUGUAAACCGAAAUAUUUAGGAAGGUUUCCCACAAUUUACUAAACAUAACAGCAAACAGCGAUAAUUUGGAAAUCUUUAAGGAUGUCAUGUUAAUAUUGCUGACACAGUCUUUAAUAAUGUGUGAUUGAAAGUCUCUUGGACUGACUCUGGUCACCAUCCACACAUACAUACACACACACAUAUAUGGAUCUUGACAUGUGUGGCCAAGGUGGCAUGGCACAUGAGCACAAUCACCUAACAUUAAAAAAAAAAAAAAAAGAAAAAAAAAGAAAGAAAAGGAGUAA
Messenger RNA from Seriola aureovittata, 4732 nucleotides. RefSeq names its product ADAM metallopeptidase domain 28 (gene adam28). Gene Ontology annotation, molecular function: metalloendopeptidase activity. The record is from RefSeq and is a predicted model, not a curated record. NCBI's taxonomy places the organism in Eukaryota, Metazoa, Chordata, Actinopteri, Carangiformes, Carangidae. The coding region runs from base 449 to 2563 and encodes 704 amino acids. Gene Ontology annotation, biological process: proteolysis. Gene Ontology annotation, cellular component: plasma membrane. The transcript is spliced from 23 exons.